GUAGACAGACUCCACAGCAAUAAUGUCUCAAUGGAAUUCAACCACUAUAACUCCGGAUGUAGAUGAAUUCAUCAUUCCUGAUGAAGAUUCUACACCACCACAAUCUAGACAAACCGGCGCCAACAACAAUACUUUUGGCAGCACAGGAAAUGCAGGCAGCACAGGCAACACAGAAAGUGCUAAUCCGUUCUCAACCUUCUCACCGUUCAAUUUCGUACCUAAAGUCGACUUAUCAUCCACAUUUGCUCCAUUUGCAGGAACUAACGUUCAAUUACCUGAUAAUAAUACAUUCAGAGAACGUCAAUAUUCAGGAGGUGACACCUUGGAUGAACCAAUUUUAGAAACUUUAAAGAGAGACUUGCUUCAAAUUGCUAAGCGAUUAGCUAUAGUUGUUUGGCCCAUGCAGUUGUCCAAAUUAGCCAAGCAACAACAAUCCAGAUUUGUAACCUUUGCUUCAUCCAACGGUAUUCAACUUCCACAGCUGCUUGUGGAUAACCGAGUGAUAUCGGUUCCUGAAGAAGAAGAGGAUGUUGGCGUUACAGGCAUAUCUAGUGGUGAUUUAUUAGGACAGAACCUAGAAUGGGAUUUGUGGGGACCAUUGAUCUUUUCCUUGACUUAUGCUGUGACUUUAGGAGUGUCUGCUUCUAAAGAUCAAACUAAUCAAGUGUUUACCGGUUCAUUCUCGUUCAUGUGGAUUUUCUUUAUAAUUAUCGGAUUAAAUGUUCAGUUAUUGGGAGGCACCAUAUCAUUCAUGUCGGCAAUUAGUGCUGCUGGAUAUUCUAUGUUCCCUAUUGUCGUUGGUGAAUUAUUAUGUUCGUUAUUAAUUAAAUGGAAAUUAGUGAGAUUAGGCUUAAUGUUUGUAUUGGAUGUUUGGAGUAUUUAUGCCGGGAUAAUGAGUUUGAAAUGCUCAGGGGUGUUUCCUGGUAGAGUCACGUUGGCAAUUUAUCCAAUUAUAUUAUUUUACUCGGUACUUUCAUGGUUGACUGUAAUUACAUAGACUUGUGAUGAUAUAUACAUAUAUAUAUAUAAAUAAAUAUUCU
This is a messenger RNA of Spathaspora passalidarum NRRL Y-27907, 1040 nucleotides long. RefSeq lists its product as uncharacterized. The transcript has a single exon. Lineage: Eukaryota; Fungi; Ascomycota; Pichiomycetes; Serinales; Debaryomycetaceae. Gene Ontology annotation, biological process: endoplasmic reticulum to Golgi vesicle-mediated transport. Bases 23 to 997 code for a protein of 324 amino acids. The record is from RefSeq and is a predicted model, not a curated record. Gene Ontology annotation, cellular component: trans-Golgi network; membrane.